Messenger RNA from Pelobates cultripes (western spadefoot toad), 864 nucleotides. Lineage: Eukaryota; Metazoa; Chordata; Amphibia; Anura; Pelobatidae. The record is from the annotation of a GenBank genome assembly.
GGAGAAGCAGGUUGUGGGGAUCAGCUCCCUGGCCCCCGAGUAUCAUCUAAAAUGGCUCAUGGACCUGCUCCAGUCAGAUCCUUUUCAGGAGAUAGUAGAUGUCAGAUACCUUCUAAUGACAGAGAAAAGGGCUGGUUGGAAGAGAGAAGCUGAUGAUUGCACUGUGGGAAUUCUGUAUCACACAAUGAAAUGUGGACGAUUUGAAAUCUCAAAAUAUGAAGAGGAACUAAAAUAUCUUUCUAAAAAGCUUGGUGAGGUUAAAUGGAAAAUCCAACCUUUUUAAUGUUAUUUUAUUGUUUCGCUCAUACAUUGUACAAUCAGAUUUAUAAUUCUUUAAUCAAUAUUAUAUAUACUUUAUAUUUCAGACAAAGCAAGUAUUUUACACAUCACAAUACUGAUCAAUAACAAUCCAUUUGUUUCCAUGGUAACUGCCAAACAUUUAGCAUGUCAAUACAAAAUAUUGUAUUUUUAUUUCCAAAAUAAUAAUGUGCAGGUAAAGAUUGAAAACAUCAAUAAAAAUAGGGUUAUAUUAGCAAGUGAAGCACUGUGGGAAUAUGUCCUAUUAAUAAGCUCUUAAUAUAACUUCCCAUGUAUUCAGCCUUAUUCUUUCAGAUCCUGGCUCUGCAGUAGAUACUAAUUUACUGCUUUUUGGGUUUCACAGGUAAGGAGAGAGUUAUGGUUGUGAUAGAUGAUGUGGAGAAAGGUGAUGAUAAUGAAACAAAGAAAUUUAUUGAUAACAACCAAGGCAUCCUGUCCCUGUCCACUCACUUCCUCCUCAUUCCUUUAAACAACAAGGAAAAAGCUGCUCGUGAUAAACUGGACCAGAUCUGCAAGGAUCUUAGAAGAGGUAACUCGUUACGUUAA